UAAAGGAGCAGGAGAGAGGGCUGUGUGCUGGCCGACAGGGAGGGAGAGGCCAGAACAAGCAGAGAAAAGGAACGGAGGGGUUUUUUUUUUUUAAAUGUAAAUUACAAAUAACUGUCUUUAGCACAAAUCCCCACCUGUUGUUUUUAAGCUACGCUGCACAGGGGGUCACUGAAGAAGAUCCGCCGUUCAGUUAAUGUGAAUGUUUUUCCUAGCGAGCUUCUAGCUUACUAGCCAGCGAGCUAGGAAUAAGUGUAGGGUGCUAGCUGGAGCUUAGCUAGUGUAUUCACAUGGACGCUGAAAUGGAAGGAACCGUAAACGCGCUUUAUACCGCGCGACCUUAGAGAACAGGCCUUUAACAAGGUGUUGGCGAAAUAUUUUAGAUUCGUCUGUAGCCUUUUUUUUAUAUACAAUUACCAUGUGCACUUACGCGGCGGCGCUGCGCAAAAUCUAAAUCCGACCCGAACAUAGAUGGAGCAGGGGCGUUUUGGGUUUAGCUAUAGCUAGCACACAGCUAGCUGGCCUGGCAGACACAUCAGAGCACAAAGAGCAAAGAAAAUAAAAGGAGUUGCAGCACUUUUUAAACCGGUUUCGUUGUAUUCGAGGUGCUUAUCGGGUGGAUAUUUAAAGCAGGUGAAUUAAACAGCCAGCUGUUUGCUUUAUGUUGGGAAGCAGAUAAAGCUAGCUAGGUAGCUAGCCGAGUUUGGCUCAGUGUUUUAGCGCCCAGUCCCAAAUGAAGGAGUACAAAGUGGUUGUGUUGGGCAGCGGCGGCGUGGGCAAGUCCGCCCUGACCGUUCAGUUUGUCACCGGCACAUUUAUAGAAAAAUACGACCCGACCAUCGAGGAUUUCUAUCGGAAAGAGAUCGAGGUUGACUCGUCCCCUUCGGUGCUGGAGAUUCUGGACACCGCCGGAACCGAGCAGUUCGCGUCCAUGAGAGAUCUUUAUAUAAAGAACGGCCAAGGCUUCAUUUUAGUUUACAGCCUUGUAAAUCAGCAGUCAUUUCAGGACAUCAGACCGAUGCGAGACCAGAUAGUUCGAGUGAAGCGCUUCGAGAAGGUUCCCCUAAUCUUGGUGGGCAAUAAGGUGGAUCUGGAAUCUGAGCGUGAGGUCGCCGGGUCCGACGGUCGAGCCCUGGCUCAGGAGUGGGGCUGCCCCUUCAUCGAGACCUCGGCUAAGAGCAAGACCAUGGUGGACGAGCUCUUUGCUGAGAUUGUGAGGCAGAUGAACUAUGCCACUUUGCCUGAGAAACAGGAGCAGUGCUGCACGGCGUGUGUGAUGCAGUGAGGUCCAUGGCCUUACCGCACACUCCACAGCCACAGCACCUGGCAGGAGGCCCUUUUGAACCCAUGUCUGCUUCAGUGAUGUUUUGACCCCAUGAGCCACUCCAGUGUCACUGAGCCGUCUGAACUCAGACUGAUGAGGUCACCUUGGUCAAGCCUUGGUUUGCUGCAGUGUGAAGCAGGGACAUUGAAAUCUCUGACUUUCAUCCGUGUCUGUAUUGUAGAGCACAUAUAUAAUACAGUAUAUAUACAGUAUACUGGGUGUUUUUGGGAACUGCAUGACAAGCAUCAGUGGGGGGGGCAGAGGACUUUGGAAACGGGGCCAAAUGUGACAGGGCUAUUAAUAUCUAUUUUCUUAGAGGGGGAAUUACAUUGUGUAUGAGCAGGAUUUCUGCAACCUGUAAACAUGCUGACGGUGCUCAGUUGUACAUCCCUAGGAUUUCUUUUAACAUUUUAUGUUUGAUAUCUACUUUUAAUGUGAUAAUAGCCAUUACAAAGGUUUGAAGCCUGGACCAUCUAACUUUGCUUUUCUUCUGUUUUUUUUUUUUUUAAGACUACAGUAUGUAUUCCCCAUAAUAGUAUAUUUAUUAAAAUGUUUAAUUACAAAGAUGGAUACAUAUUGAAUUUUUAUGUUCCAUUGGCCUUUUUGCUUUUUGUGACAGUAUGCAUUGUUUCUGAUAUGGAGCAUUAAUGACGCCUUAAAUGAUUACAGUUUUGAACUUGUGUGGA
Messenger RNA from Tachysurus vachellii, 2007 nucleotides. RefSeq names its product RAP2C, member of RAS oncogene family (gene rap2c). NCBI's taxonomy places the organism in Eukaryota, Metazoa, Chordata, Actinopteri, Siluriformes, Bagridae. The transcript has 3 exons. The record is from RefSeq and is a predicted model, not a curated record. Gene Ontology annotation, biological process: negative regulation of cell migration; Rap protein signal transduction. The coding region runs from base 731 to 1282 and encodes 183 amino acids. Gene Ontology annotation, molecular function: GTP binding; GTPase activity; GDP binding. Gene Ontology annotation, cellular component: plasma membrane.